UGAAACCCUAGAAAAAUAUUAAACAUAAGCAUAGUCACUAAUUAUUUUGAUCUCCCCCAUCUCUAAUAGAUUCAAUAUUCAUCACUACGCAACAACAAUCACAUUUUCUUUUCCUUUUUUUUGGGAUUCAUAGCUUCUCUCUCUCUAAAAUAUAUAUCAUGAGUAAACCGAGAUGGUUUCAAGUAUUAACAGAGGAAAACUUAGAUGGAUACUGCGAAACGCAUGGCGGUUUCCGAAAAAACAUCUUCCGGUUCGAGUCAUGCGACGUUGUGUGCCUCGACGGCAUAGAUCCGUACCAUAUUCAACCUCAUGUUCAAGUGGUGACCUUGUUUGAUGUUAACGGUCUUUACAUGGAAGAAAUCUCUAAUAUCUUUGAUUGUUCCCAAAUUCAAAAUAAUGGUUUCGUUGGAGAGAAGGGGCUGAUAGCGUUGAGGCCAUGGCGGGGAUGUGUAAGAUCUAAAGAAGGUUGUACUAAACAUGUCCGUGGCACUUCCAAGUUCUGCUCUUUCACAUGCAAGGUGGAACAUGUUUUGGAGCAUGAAGGUGAUUUUUCUAGCAUCACUAGAAAUUGUUCGGUGGAUGAUUCAAGAUCAAACAUAUCCGAACAUGUUGGUGAUCUAUCGCUCCAUCCAUGUGGUGAUCCAGAGAAAAUUUUUCCACUCAAGAAGAGGUCUCGAAGACGAAUAGAGUUUUAUGACAGUGACGAAUUCGAAGAAACCUUUGCAUACAGACCUCGAAGGAGAGCAUGAUCGAGACCAGUCUUAGGAUCUGGUGAUGACUAGGAUGCGCAAAUAUGAAGUUAAAAUGCUGGUUAUAGAAGAAUGUUUUGGGAUCCUUUUGGAAAGUUUCGUUCGGUUUUAAUACUUUGGCUCUUUUGUUUGAGCGGUAGCCUACGGAUGAUGUAAUUUCGUUUUAGUUGUAGACAACUGAAAAAUUGUU
Messenger RNA from Camelina sativa (false flax), 939 nucleotides. RefSeq lists its product as uncharacterized. NCBI's taxonomy places the organism in Eukaryota, Viridiplantae, Streptophyta, Magnoliopsida, Brassicales, Brassicaceae. The record is from RefSeq and is a predicted model, not a curated record.